Messenger RNA from Carassius carassius (crucian carp), 1802 nucleotides. Its product is annotated as interferon-induced, double-stranded RNA-activated protein kinase-like. The record is from RefSeq and is a predicted model, not a curated record. NCBI's taxonomy places the organism in Eukaryota, Metazoa, Chordata, Actinopteri, Cypriniformes, Cyprinidae. Gene Ontology annotation, molecular function: ATP binding; protein kinase activity; double-stranded RNA adenosine deaminase activity. Gene Ontology annotation, biological process: protein phosphorylation. The coding region runs from base 1 to 1494 and encodes 497 amino acids. The transcript has 10 exons.
AUGUCUGCUGUGUUCUGUAUAGCACAAAAGGAAGAAAAACUGAAGUGCAAAAAAUCCGACGGUGAACUGAGAUUUUUGGUCUCUAGACCUACUAGAGAAGGUAGAAGACAACAAUCUGACAGCAUCUGCAUUAAAAACAUUUCGGACAGAAGCAAAAUGUCUGAAGACAGUGAAAUAGAGAAACAGAUCUGUGACGUCUUGAGGCGAAACGGCAAAAGCAACGCGUUGAAAAUUGCGAAAGAAAUCAAACUUGAUAAACCCAUCGUGAACAAACAUCUGUACAACCUAGAGAGAUCAAAACAUGUGGUCAAAACUGACGAACUGCCUCCAGUUUGGGAUCUUCUGGAGAAGAAGAAAGAGAUCAAACAGACACUCAAACCAGAGCAAAAGCCUCAGAAGACAAGUGAGGAGAAACAUGUGGAGGAUCUGCUGAGAUCAGGAGCUUUAAAAGCCAGUCACAUCGCCAGAGACCUGCGACAGUCAACACAAACCAUCAACAAACAGCUGUACAGUAUGAUGCAGAAGGGAAGAGUCCAGAAAUGUAGCGUAAGCAACUUGUGGAGUCUGAAUGAGGAGUGGAGCGAGGAAAGUUCCAGCCAAGAGAGUGAUUCAUGUCUACAAGACAGUAAACCAGGCUCACAUUCAGAGUUAUUUGAAAUGAUCACAGAGCUUGGUGAUGGAGGCUAUGGUUGCGUUUAUAAAGUGAAACAUAAAAUUGAUGGCAAAAUCUAUGCUUUGAAGAAGGUCAUCUUAACCAGGAAAGCUGAUUCUGAGGUGAAGGCACUGGCCCAACUGGAUCACCCAAACAUAGUGCGUUACAUUACAUCUUGGCCUGGUCCUGACAUCUGGACAUCAAACCAGCAAAGAAACCAAGUGUCUACCAGAACAUAUUUAUUUAUUCAGAUGGAGUUCUGUGAGAGAGGAACACUGACUGAUUGGAUACAGGCGAGAAAUGAUCUGAAAAAAUAUAGAACUAGAGUGGAAAUCCAUAAAAUAUUUUCUGAAAUUAUCACUGGAGUGGAAUACAUCCAUGCAAAAAAUCUCAUCCACAGAGACUUAAAGCCUGAUAACAUACUGUUUGUUGCUGAUGGGAAAGUGAAGAUCGGAGACUUUGGGCUGGUGGCGGCCCAGACCGAUCAGAAUGGUGACCCUAUAGAGAGGUCAAAGAGAAAAGGAACACCACCAUAUAUGAGUCCUGAGCAGGAAAAUAAGAAGAAUUAUGAUGAAAAAACAGACAUUUUUCCCCUUGGACUCAUAUGGUUUGAGAUGCUCUGGAAAAUAUCUACUGGGAUGGAGAGAGUGAAGCUGUGGUCAGAUCUGAGAAAUCAAAGGUUUCCAGAAGGGUUCAGUGACGAAUAUUCAGCUGAAAGUACAUUCAUUAUGAAGAUGCUGUCAUAUUCACCAGAGGACAGGCCUCAUGCAAAAGAUAUAAAAAGAGAUCUUCAGAUGUUUUUCUCUCUGGAACAGGAUCUGUUAAGCCAGAAAACAGUUUGAGAUUAUUGUGUGUAGAAACUCUUAAUCGAGUCUUUUGGAUUUAAUGAUUUACCACAGAUUACCCCUGACAGGCACCAACUUGUGUUUUUAAGAUUUUAUUCAUAAUUUAAUGAUUCAAUUGAUAAUAUACAACCCAAAAUGUUAAACAUAUGGGGAGUGAUUUUUGUAAUGGCUCCAUAAAAUUAGGAUGUAUUUACAUCUUAGAUAUACUUGCAACUAAAACAUAAUGGUUCAUAAUGUUUACAACAUAAUGUUGCAACUAAACUGCAACUAAAAUGCAGUAUUGUAUAAUAAAAAAACAUUUUGAA